Messenger RNA from Didymosphaeria variabile, 1740 nucleotides. RefSeq lists its product as uncharacterized. The record is from RefSeq and is a predicted model, not a curated record. The transcript has 5 exons. NCBI's taxonomy places the organism in Eukaryota, Fungi, Ascomycota, Dothideomycetes, Pleosporales, Didymosphaeriaceae. The coding region runs from base 1 to 1740 and encodes 579 amino acids.
AUGGCGCCCAAGGGCACCACGCUCAUGCUCGAGCUGUCCGACGAAGACAUUGGCGGAGACAACCACUCCGUCGCGUCCUUUGGCGACGAUGGUGCUCCUGUGGAUGAGGACUUCGCAUCGGACAGCCUCCCGGCUGCUCCAAGCUACGACGAGGAUGACAUCACAUUCACGCGCGACGAUGUGCUACCUCCAUCUGAUAGUAUGACAUUUGAUGCGGACGGCGCUCUCCUGAGAUACGACGAAUACGCCCGCAGCAGCUCACCAGCACCUCUCCAAGGGUACUCUGACUACAUCGGCGUCAACGACCCCGAUUCAGACCAUGCCACCAGCUUAGCCCAUAACGACGUUUACAAUGAGGACGCUGCUCCUGGCGCAAAGCGUGCAAAGACCACCCUCGCUGUACGCUCAAAGGUCACCCAACCUGCGCACUUCCAUCAGAGCACCAAUGCAGCUGAGCGGUCUGCGAAGCGCGUUACUGUAGACGAGUCCCGUAGCUACCACAUCGACGAUGAUGCGGGCAUUUCAUACCAGGCUUCGUCACGUGUGGCAGGUACCUUUGGCCGACGCAACCGUGAAAAGGGCAGCACGUUGCCAGCGUAUCAUAAGAAGGUGUCGCAUGAGCUUGACUCAGACGAUGAACUUAUGAUGGAUAUGCGGGAGAAGGGAUUUACCGACAAGCAGAUCGCCUUCAAUUUCGCCAAUCAAGGUAGGACGAAGUACGACUCCAAGAGCAUCUCCACUCGCAUCCAACGCAUCAAACUAGUCCAGUCCCAGCACGUGGACUUCGAGCUCGAGAAUGGUAUGAGAGAGUGGAAGUUGGAAGAUGACCAACUCCUCCUCCGCGCCUACGACCUCGCCUCCAUUGAAAUUGCCUACGAGAUCGAGCGCCUACGCGCCUGGCGCUUCAAAAAGACAGCCGAGUGGAUGCGCCGCAUGAACAAGGUCUCCGUCUUCAGCGGCAAGGCCUGCCACGCGCGCUACUCUUCCCUGCUUGACGGUACGGCAACCAUCCCCUGCGAUGUCGACGAUGACCCCGCCCAGCGCCGCGCAGCCAUGGAGGUGCUCCGGCAGCAGAAGGAAGAUGAGCGCGAGGCAGAGCGUGAAGCGAAAGAAGCUGAAGAAGCGGAGCGUGAGAGGAUCAAGGAUGAAGCUGCUGUGCGCCAGGCGAAGAUCUUGGAGGAGAAGGCGGAGAAGCGCGCGCAGGAUACGCGGGCGGCGAGUGCGCGGGCUACCACACGUGCAACGAAGCAGACGUUCAACCAACGGCAGGCGGAGGACCAUCUCAAGAAGAAGAAGGCCGCAGCCGCGGAUAAGCUCGCGAAGAAGGCGGCUACCGAGGCGGAGCGUAAGUUCCGCGAAGAGUUCGCACUGAAACACUUCAAGCAUGUGACUGAAGACACUCCUGAUCCGCGGAGGGUGCUGGACGUGGUCGACCUACGGAACCUGUGCCGCGCCCGCAAGAUCAACGACCAUGUGAUGAAGAAGGAUGGCGAGACGAAGAAGGUCCUGCUGCAGCGGCUGAGGGAUGCGGAUGAGAGGCUUAGGGUGGCGGAGUUGCGUGAGUUGGUGAAGGCGAGGGGUAUUCCGCACGGUGGCACGAAGGUGCAGAUGAAAUACCAGCUCGCGCUUUGUGCGGCGCGGUCCUGCGAGAGUUUCGUGCAGGAUGGGCAGGACGACGAGGGGGCUGAUGGCGGGGACGAGGCGGAAGGUGGCAUGGAGGUAGAUCUAAUGGUAGAGUAG